UCAAACAAACAUGGUUGCGCUAGUGACUUUUUCUUUCUCGUAAUCUUCCAACUUUGACACUACAUAUUGGAUGUUAAUGUAAGAAAUAUGUGUAGCUUGUAAUGGCCUAACAAAAUAAAUCAAGUACUAGGUCACCUCGCUAAAGAAACGUCUUGUGCUUGUUUCAAGUUUUGCCUCCUACUCUGUAAAACUUUAUUCCUACAAUCUUGGUCUUUUUUGUGAAAAAAAGCAUAAAGUAAAAAAAAAAUAUAUUAUAGUAACACCUUCAAAGAAACGUAAAAGGCCUAAGCUAUUUGUGGCGUCUGAAAUGGUUGGGAAAAAGUGUUUGUCAUCACUUGGCAUUCGCCUGCUUAAUAAACAUAGGAACUGUGCCGUUCAGCCGUCGCGGAACUGCAGGGAUGCAUGUCGAUAUUACUCCGCGCAGCGAGAGCCGCCAAGAAGCUCGUCUUCCACGGUGCAGGAUCCGCCUGCCAACAGGUCCUCGACACAACCGGCCCUGAGCGAGCCGUUGCCCGGGCUGCCGCCCCCCGUCUUCGCCACCUCCAAGGAGGAGCACCACACCACACAGGUCACGACGUUGCCCAACGGCCUGCGAGUGGCGUCUGAGAAAAGAUUUGGCCAGUUUUGCACAAUCGGAGUUGUAAUAGAUUCUGGAUCAAGAUAUGAAGUAGCAUAUCCGAGUGGAAUUUCACACUUCUUGGAGAAAUUGUCGUUCAAUUCUACGACUGAGUACGCAGACAGAGAUAAAAUCAUGCUUGAGCUGGAAAAACACGGCGGCAUCUGUGACUGUCAGUCAUCAAGGGACACGUUUAUCUAUGCAGCGUCGGCAGACGUCCGUGGUCUUGACGCUGUAACAAAAAUCUUGGGAGAAAUUGUUUUGAGACCACAGAUUUCUGUUUCUGAAAUGGAAUUGGCUCGCCAGGCAAUAUCUUUUGAGCUGGAGACAUUGCAGAUGAGACCGGAGCAGGAAACGAUUCUCACCGACAUGAUACAUGCGGCUGCGUUCCGGGACAACACCCUGGGCCUGCCCAAGAUCUGCCCGGCGGAGAACGUGGGGAAGAUGGACCGCUCGCUGCUGUUCUCGUACCUGAAGCAGCACUACACGCCGCAGCGAAUGGUGGUGGCGGGGGUGGGGGUGGAUCACGACGCGCUCGUCCGGAGCGUGCUGAGGCACUUCGUGGAGCAGAGGCCCAUCUGGGAGCAGGACACGGGACUGGUGGUCCCCGGCACGGGGCUCGACGUCGACCGGUCCGUGGCUCAGUACACGGGCGGGAUGGUGCAGGAGGAGUGCGAGAUCCCAGUGUACGCCGGCCCAUCCGGCUUGCCCGAGCUGGCGCACCUAGUGGUGGGCCUGAACAGCUCCUCGCACCGGGACGAUGAGGACUUCAUCCCCACGUGCGUGCUGAACAUGAUGAUGGGAGGCGGGGGCUCGUUCAGCGCCGGAGGACCUGGCAAAGGCAUGUACACCCGCCUCUACACCAACGUGCUCAACAGGUAUCACUGGAUGUACAGUGCAACGGCGUACAACCACGCGUACAUGGACUCUGGCAUAUUCUGCAUCCACGCGAGCGCCCCGCCAGUGCACGUGCCCGACAUGACGGAGGUCGUGGUGAAGGAGAUGGUCGCCAUGGCGGGGACCAUCGGCACGGAGGAGUUCAGCAGGGCAAAGACGCAACUGCAGUCGAUGCUGCUGAUGAAUCUGGAAGCCCGCCCCGUCGUGUUCGAGGAUAUCGGUCGGCAAGUUCUGGCCUCCGGACACAGGAAGAACCCCUCUCAUUUUAUUGAUGCGAUCUCGAAGGUGACCAAGGAUGACGUGGUGCGUGUCGCCAGGAAGAUGCUAAAGUCGCCUCCCGCCGUGGCAGCGCGCGGCUCGGUCACCAAACUGCCGUCCUUGGAGGACAUCCAGGCCGGGCUAGUGAGUCAGACCGGGAAGAUACCCAGCCGCAGGGGAAAGUUGUCGCUGUUCCGAUGAGGUGGCAGGCUGUGUCGAGUUUCUCGUAAUUGUGCCAGAAACAGUCUACUGCAGCUGUAUUUCAAAGAAGUUCCAGCAACAAAUACGUGGCAAAAGUCAAGAGCGAUGGUGGUUACAAUAUCGUAACUGAUUGUGCAAAUAAAUAAAUUAUGCUGCUGUAAAAAUUAAAAACACAAAUCAGCAAGGAAGAAUAAUGUGGAGAUUCUUGAAGUAAAAUGAAUAUUUCCUCUAAUAUAAGAAGUUGAUGAAAAUAUACAUUUCUUUUAGUUGUUCUUCUCUCUUGUAAAACUCAUAGGUAGGGACAAAAUUUGUAUGGUAAAUUGCAAUAAAACCAAAAUACACAAUAUAGCAUCAAAGUGCAAAUUAUAUCAUGGAAUUAAGUAGCAUUUAACCAAAAAUUAAUUAAAAUCAUUAAAAAAGUAAUCUUUUAAUGCUUGAAAUUAAGGAAUGUUGUUAUUUUCAGACAAAAAUUAUAUCAAAGUGCAUAGAUCAGAAAAAAAAAAUUAAUAUUUUUUAUUGUACAUCUCUUAUCGAAUCACUUUUAAACCACAAAUGCUCACUAAUUAAUUUUUAUUGCUCUGAAUGUAUCUGCUUUAGAUCAAAUUGUUGCAAAUAAUAUUAUCAUAAAAAUGUAGCAUAUAAAUUUUAUCACAAUUUUGGUGGAGUAUUACAAAACAGCUUUUUUAAAAAUUAAAUAAAAAUAACACUUAAAUCCUCUGUUUUAAAAAUGAAAUUGGAAUAAAAAUAAAACAAAAAAAAUCUUGUCUCAACUCAAAGGUUUUUCUUUCUCCUCGAUUCAAUAAUAGAUGUCAAUAAUGGGAAUUAUUAAAGCAUUAGUUAUGUUAGGUGGGUCAUUGACCCCACAGGUUAGUUUAGUAAGUUUUCGGUACAAAUUGUAUUAGUCACCCUUGCAUUUAACUUAGUGCCUUCCACCUUGAAUGAAGGAGAUUGUGUAUGACUAGUCAAGAUGUCUUUCUCAAAUAAACAGGAGCCUGGGUUAGACAAUGAACCUAUAGUGUGUGAUGAUCAGUACUUAAUCCUUACGUUACAGUUAACUAGUCUCCACUGUUUUUUUUUGUUCCACAUCCUGAAUUACACCUGCACUAAAUAAUUUUUGUUGGACGUUGAGGAGUUUUCCUUCAAACGCAGGCCACCUUGGAUGUACCAUAUUUACCUGCGUGGGUCCGAUUUUUUUCUUCUUAAAUAUGAGGGACUGUUCUCUGGAGUUUUUCACUUUGGAUGUACAAAAAAAUUAAAAAAAAAAUUAAUAUUGCACUGUAA
Messenger RNA from Bacillus rossius redtenbacheri, 3253 nucleotides. RefSeq names its product mitochondrial-processing peptidase subunit alpha. The transcript has 11 exons. Gene Ontology annotation, molecular function: metalloendopeptidase activity; metal ion binding. The record is from RefSeq and is a predicted model, not a curated record. Gene Ontology annotation, cellular component: mitochondrion. The coding region runs from base 308 to 1972 and encodes 554 amino acids. NCBI's taxonomy places the organism in Eukaryota, Metazoa, Arthropoda, Insecta, Phasmatodea, Bacillidae.